Molecule: messenger RNA, 6302 nt
Organism: Dermochelys coriacea (leatherback sea turtle)
Lineage: Eukaryota; Metazoa; Chordata; Testudines; Dermochelyidae
Exons: 29
Coding region: 477-6074 (1865 amino acids)
Biological process (GO): transmembrane transport
Cellular component (GO): proteasome core complex; membrane
Molecular function (GO): ATP binding; ATP hydrolysis activity; ABC-type oligopeptide transporter activity
Source: RefSeq, a predicted model, not a curated record
UUUCGCUUUCGGGAAGUCGCCUCCAUUCCCAGAAGCGGAUCGGGGCAGUCGGGGGCUUCCCGGGGCGGGCAGCGAACCCGGCGCCGGUCCCGCCUCUCUCCGUCUGCGCCCGUUCGCGGCCUCUCGCUCCUCGCCCUGGCCGGGGAGUUGCGGGCGGCGGGUUUCCACGGGGCGGCUGCGGAGCGGGGUCAUGCGGAGCAGGGCCAGGAAUUGCCCCUGACGCCUGGGAUCCGCUAGUCCCGGAGGAGCCGCAGCCAGACCCCGGCCCCCACCGGGGAAAGGGGGGAGACCCCAAGAGGAGUGGGACUGGAUCGGCAGGACAGUUUCUGCGGUCACUCCGGCGUGGGCUCUGGGGCGCAGUGACCCGAGCGGCCGCCAGAGGGCGCCCCCGGCGGGGACCGGCCGCAGCUGGGACUAGGAGACUUAGACACUCGGCGGCUGCGAGCGCGCAGGGCCCGGCCCGGUCCGGCCCGGGGAUGAAGCUGGCCAUGGCGUGGGUCUCCCUGCCCCUGGCGGUGCUGCUGGACUUCCUGACCCUGCGCCUGGCCCUGCUGCUGAACCCCCUGCUGCAGCCCUGGGACCCCCUGGCGCUGGUCUGGGGGGUGGCGCUGGCGCGAUGGGCGCUGCUGACCCUGAGCGCCCAGGCUGCCCGCGGCAGGGGGCAGGGUCUGCCCGGGGGGCUGCGGGAGGCGCUGCUGCCCCUGGCCGCCCUGCUCAGCCUGCUGCUGCCCGGCUACGUGACCCUGCGGGCGCUGGCCCAGCCCCGGGCACCCCCCUCCGAGCUGCUGCACGGCUGGGGUCGCGGGGACGUCUUCGGCCUGACCUACGGCGCGGCGGGGCUGGUGGCCGCGCUCUGGCACCAGCUGUUCCCCGCCGGGAAGGGGGAGCCGGGGCCCUCGGCCUCGCUGGGCCGCCUGCUGGCCUGCAUGAGGCCCGACCUGCUGCGCUUCGUGGCCGUGGCGGGGCUCCUGGUGCUGUCCUCGCUCGGGGAGAUGGCGAUCCCCUACUACACGGGGCGCAUGACCGACUGGAUCGUGAGUGAGGACGAUCCCUUGGCCUUCGUCCGGGCCAUCUGGGCCAUGUCCCUCAUCACCGUAGGCAGUGCAGUGACAGAGUUCGUGUCUGACUGUCUCUAUAACGGCACCAUGAACCGGAUCCACACGCGCAUCCAGAGCCGGGUCUUCAGCUCCGUCCUGUGCCAGGAGAUCGGCUUCUUCCACGCCAACCGCACUGGGGACAUCACGUCGCGGGUGACGGCCGACACGGACGCCAUGAGCGAGGCGCUGAGUGAGAAGCUGAACCUGCUGAUGUGGUACGGGAUGCGGGGAGUCUUCCUCUUCGGCCUCAUGGGGCGGGUGUCACCGCGCCUGGCGCUCUUCACCGCCGUGGGGCUGCCCCUCAUCCUGCUGGUGCCCAAGCUCUCCGGGAAAUUCCACCAGAGCCUGGCGCAGCGGGUGCAGGCAUCCCUGGCCAAGGCCAACGAGGUGGCGGUGGAGACCUUCCAGGCCAUGGCCACGGUGCGAAGCUUCGCCAACGAGGAGGGGGCUGCCCGGCGCUAUGGGCAGCGGCUGCAGGAGACCUACCGGCUCAACAAGCAGGAGGCAGCCGCCUACGCCACCUCCAUGUGGACCAACAGCCUGUCGGGGCUGGUGCUGAAGGUGGGGAUCCUGUAUUACGGGGGGCAGCUGGUCACCUCUGGAGCCGUCAGCACUGGGGACCUGGUCACCUUUGUCCUCUACGAGAUGCAGUUCACCACAGCCGUGGAGGUGCUGCUUUCUGUCUACCCCAGUGUGCAGAAGGCCGUGGGCUCCUCAGAGAAGAUCUUUGAGUACAUGGAGCGGACGCCCCAGAUCAGCCCCCCCGGGACGCUGGCCCCCCCAGCCCUGCGCGGGCACCUCCAGGUGCAGGAUGUCUGGUUCUCCUAUCCCGGCCGGGACGAUGCCCCCGUGCUCAAGGGGGUGUCUCUGGAGCUGCGCCCCGGGGAGGUGACGGCGCUGGUGGGCCCGUCGGGCGCGGGGAAGACGGCGCUGGUGGCCCUGCUGGAGCGUUUCUAUGAGCCCCAGCAUGGGCGCCUGCUGCUGGACGGGCGGGACCUGCGGGAGUACGAGCAUCGCUACCUGCACAGCAAGGUGGCGCUGGUGAGCCAGAAGCCGGUGCUGUUCGCCCGCUCGCUGCACGAGAACAUCGCCUACGGGCUCGGGGGGCGCAGCCGGCAGGAGGUGACGGGGGCUGCCCGGCGCGCCAACGCCCACGGCUUCAUCGCCCAGCUGAGCCAUGGCUACGACACAGACGUCGGGGAGAUGGGGGGGCAGAUCUCGGGGGGGCAGAGGCAGGGGGUAGCCAUCGCCCGAGCCCUGCUCCGAGACCCCCGAGUGCUGAUCCUGGACGACACCACCAGUGCCCUGGAUACGGAGAGUCAGCUGCUGGUGGAGAAGGAGAUUUACGAGGGGGCCCGGGCCGGGCGCUCGGUGCUGCUCAUCACCCAUCGCCUGAGCGCCGUGGAGCGAGCCGACCGCAUCCUGGUGCUGGAGGACGGGGAGAUCCGGGAGCAGGGCACCCACCGGGAGCUGCUGGCGCGUCGGGGCAGCUACUGGCGCCUGGCGCAGAAACAGCUCAACGGGGACCAGGGGAGCGGCUCUGAGGGUGGGCUGGGGACCGGGGAGCCGGCGGGGACGGUCCCACCCCAGCUGCCUCUUUCGGUUUCUCUUCCCCCGGCGCCCGCCACUCAGAGCCGGGCGGGAGGCGCAGCGAGGCGGAUGGCGCUGUUUGAAGUCUGCGGGGCCCCCCGGGGGGGCUGGGACUGGGCGACCCCCGGAGCCGCCGCUGCGCCCCGGGGACCCGAUCACUACAGCUUCGGCCUGCGGGUGCCCGAGCUGGCCCUGCCCAGGGGGGAGCAGCCGGUCCAGUUCCUGCAGACAUACUCCGAGGAGGGUCGGGACCGGGUGCGGAUCCAGCUGGCCCACGGCACCACCACCCUGGCCUUCAAAUUCCAGCAUGGGGUCGUCGUGGCUGUUGACUCCCGGGCAUCGGCUGGCAGCUACAUUGCCACCCUGGAGGCCAACAAGGUGAUCGAGAUCAACCCCUACUUGCUGGGCACCAUGUCGGGCAGCGCGGCCGACUGCCAGUACUGGGAACGCCUCCUCGCCAAGCACUGCAGGCUGUACCAGCUGAGGAACAAGGAGCGGAUCAGCGUCUCAGCUGCCUCCAAGCUGCUGUCGAACAUGAUGUGUGAAUACCGGGGAAUGGGGCUGUCCAUGGGCAGCAUGAUCUGCGGCUGGGACAAGAAGGGCCCCGGCCUGUACUAUGUGGAUGAUAAUGGCACCCGUCUCUCUGGCCCCAUGUUCUCCACGGGCUGCGGGAACACCUACGCCUACGGGGUGAUGGACAGCGGGUACUGGCCCGACCUGAGCGUGGAGGAGGCCUAUGACCUGGGGCGCCGUGCCAUCUCCUACGCCACCCACCGUGACGCCUACUCUGGGGGUGUCGUCAACAUGUAUCACAUGAAGGAGGAUGGAUGGAUCAAGGUGGAAAAGACAGACGUCAGCCAAUUGAUCCACAAGUACCUGGAGGUCAGGAAAACCUGUUUGUCCGGAGCCCGCGCCCCUUCCCCGGAGCCACCAGUGGGGCUGCACGGGCCAACCGGGGCCCGGAGCUCAUGGGGAGGGGGGCGCAGGUCGGUCCCCGGCCUCUCUGCCGGAGGAUGCUGCGAGCCGCCGGUGCAGGGAGCCCGGACCGGGAGCCCAGCCGCGGCCGGUGCAGCCCGGGCUCCCCCUGGCGGCCGCAGCCGGCAGCAGCAGCGGGCGGGGCCCGGGCCGGGAAUCCCCCGAAAGCGAAACCGGCCUCGCGCGGGGUCUGGGCGCUGCCGCCCCGGGAGAAGGAGCCGGAGCCGGAGCUGCAGGUACCAGGCCCGGAGCUGCAGACUGUCCUCCACCAUGGCGCUGCCCCUCACCCUGCGUCUGGGCUGCCCUCUGCUGCUCUGUGACCUGGCCCUGCUGGCUCUGCUGGGCUGGGGCACCACCUCGCUGGCCCCCCUGGGGCUCCUGGCCACCUGGCUGGAGGCUGCUGUCCGUUUCCUGGGGCUCUGGGGGGCCUGGGGGCUGCUGGCCCCAGAUCGGCCCCGCCUGUCUCCCCCCAGGACCCUGCCUGCCCUGUGCCUGCUGCCCCCCCUGUACCUCACCCUGCGGAGCUGCCUGCCCCUGCCCGAUGUGCCCCCUGCCCUGGUGGCCGGCGCCCCCUGGGCCUGGCUGCUGUUGAGCUAUGGGACAGUGGGGCUGGCCCAGCUCACCUGGAGAGCCCUGGAGCAGGGGGACAGGGCUGGGGGGCCCAGCUCUGAGGACACGGAGCGGGAGUCCAGGGCCACUCUGCGCCGGCUGGUGGGGCUGUCCCGGCCUGACGUGCCCUUCCUGUCCGGGGCCUUCGUCUUCCUCGCUAUAGCUGUGAUCGGCGAGACAUUCAUCCCCUACUACACCGGACGUGUCAUCGACAUCUUGGGCAGCGCCUACGACUCCGACGCCUUCUCCACUGCCAUCGGCCUCAUGUGCCUGGCCUCCUUCGGCAGCUCCCUGGCCGCCGGCUGCCGCGGGGGGCUCUUCAUGUUCACAUUCUCCCGACUCAACAUCCGCACCCGGUGCCAGCUCUUCUCCUCCCUGGUGCACCAGGACCUGGCCUUCUUCCAGCAGGUCAAAACAGGGGACCUGACCUCGCGCCUCUCCAUGGAUGCAGCCAUGAUGAGCCGCUCGGUGCCGGCCAACGCCAACAUCUUCCUGCGCAGCCUGGUGAAGGCGCUGGGGCUGUACAGCUUCAUGCUGGGGCUGUCCUGGCGCCUGACGCUGCUCACGCUCGUCGAGACCCCCCUCACCAUGGCCGCCCAGAACAUCUAUGACGCCCGCCACCAGGCCGUGCUGAGGGCGAUCCAGGACUCCAUGGCGCGCUCCGGCGAGGUCGUGCGCGAGUCCGUCUCCUCCAUCGAGACCGUGCGCAGCUUCGCCACUGAGAAGGAGGAGUCGCGGCGCUACGAGGCGGCGCUGGCCGAGACCCACCAGCUGAAGAACCGCCGCGACCUGGAGAGGGCGCUCUACCUGCUCUUCCGCCGGCUGCUGCAGCUGGCCGUGCAGGUGCUGAUGCUGUACUGCGGGCACCAGCAGAUCCGCGCCGGGCUCCUGACCAAGGGCAGCCUGGUCUCCUUCAUCCUCUACCAGGGGGACGUGGGCAGCUACGUGCAGACCCUGGUGUACAUGUACGGGGACCUGCUGAGCAAUGUGGGGGCGGCAGAGAAGGUGUUCGAGUACCUGGACCGGGAGCCAGCUGUGCGCACCGAUGGGACGCGGGCUCCAGAGUCGCUGCAGGGACACGUCUCCUUCCACAACGUCUCCUUCUCCUACCCCUCCCGCCCGGACCGCCAGGUCCUCAAGGCUGUGUCCUUUGAGCUGCACCCCGGGGAGGUGACGGCGCUGGUGGGGCUGAACGGCAGCGGGAAGAGCACAUGCGUGGGGCUGCUGGAGCGCUUCUACGAGCCCCAGGCCGGGGAGAUCCUGCUGGACGGGGCGCCCCUCCGGGAGUACGAGCACCGGUACCUGCACCGCCAGGUGGCCCUGGUGGGGCAGGAGCCCGUCCUCUUCUCCGGCUCCAUCCGUGAGAACAUCGCCUACGGGCUGGGGGGCUGUGGGGAGGAGCAGGUGACCAGGGCAGCCAGAGCGGCCCAUGCCUCCGGGUUCAUCACAGAGCUGGACAGUGGCUUUGAGACAGACGUGGGGGAGAAGGGCGGGCAGCUCUCGGCGGGGCAGAAGCAGCGGAUCGCCAUUGCCCGGGCACUGAUCCGCCAGCCGGCCGUGCUGAUCCUGGACGAAGCCACCAGCGCGCUGGACGUGGAGAGCGAAUGCAUGAUCUGCCAGUCGGUGCUGAGCCGGGGGCCCCAGACGGUGCUGGUGAUCGCCCAUCGCAUGCAGACGGUGGAGAACGCUGACAGGAUCGUGGUGCUGGAGGGAGGGACCGUGGCCGAGGAGGGGACGCAUGCCGAGCUGAUGGGGCGCAAGGGGCCGUACUACAGACUGGUGCAGAGACACCUGGUCGAAUAGCCCACUGCCCCAGGGAAUAGUCCAACACCAGCCUUAUGGUCCUUCCCCCUCCUCCCCCCGGCGCAGUGUUACAUGGAAAAUAUUGUGUAUUAUGUUGGGUCACUGGCUUUAUCGUCUGUGUUAGGGUUUCGGUUCUGGGUGUCCCGGCGGGUGGGGGGGGGCAGGCGUGUUCGACUGGCUGAUUGCAAGAAGAGUGUUUUGUAAAAUAAAUGAAAGAGGUGAAACAUC